AUGCAGCAGUGCGAAACGUUCGAUGGCUUUCUCGUAAGUGGCGUAGUGGGCAAUUGCUGCUAUGGCAGAGACGCCAAGUCGUGCAGGGCACAAGGGAACGGACGCAGGUGGUGCAGUAGGCAGAAGGCGAACUUUUGCUCCGAAGUCUUUAUCCAGAACACAAACAGGAAGGUCUCGGAGACUUGCGACGCCGACUGCUGCAACAUCCAGACUGGAUGGGGGAUGGGUUGCCCCAAGUAG
Molecule: messenger RNA, 240 nt
Organism: Colletotrichum higginsianum IMI 349063
Lineage: Eukaryota; Fungi; Ascomycota; Sordariomycetes; Glomerellales; Glomerellaceae
Exons: 2
Coding region: 1-240 (79 amino acids)
Source: RefSeq, a predicted model, not a curated record